This is a messenger RNA of Vicia faba (fava bean), 495 nucleotides long. The record is from the annotation of a GenBank genome assembly. Lineage: Eukaryota; Viridiplantae; Streptophyta; Magnoliopsida; Fabales; Fabaceae.
AUGAGAAAGUAUUACCCGGAAGAUGUUCGGGGAAAGAAGGAGAUAGAGUUCCUUGAAUUAAAGCAAGGAAGCAUGUCUAUCACUGAUUAUGCUGCAAGGAUCAUUAUGUUGGCCAAGUUCUAUCCGCAUUAUGAUGGGUCGGAUGGCGAGUACUCUAAAUGCAUCAAGUUUGAAAAUGGUUUGCGUCCUGAGAUUAAGAAAGUUAUUGGUUAUCAGAAAAUCCGUGUCUUUUCGGAUUUGAUUGAUAGUUGUGAAUCAUUGAGGAGGACAGUAAUGCUCAUUAUAAGAUUAUGUCUGAUAAGAGAAACAAAGUUCAGUAAAGCCGUGGAAAAUCGUAUGAUACUCCAGCUAGUAAAGGGAAACAAAAAGCGUUUCAAGGGCGAAGAACUAGUGGGGGAGAUGCUCCUGCUAGUAUUGUUUGUUACAAGUGUGGGAAACCUGGCUACAAAAGUAAUGUUUGUCGAAGCGAUGUUAGAGCUAAGGAGAAUGAGAUGA